Messenger RNA from Hordeum vulgare subsp. vulgare (domesticated barley), 1032 nucleotides. RefSeq names its product trafficking protein particle complex subunit 4. The coding region runs from base 351 to 782 and encodes 143 amino acids. The transcript has 4 exons. The record is from RefSeq and is a predicted model, not a curated record. Gene Ontology annotation, cellular component: TRAPP complex. NCBI's taxonomy places the organism in Eukaryota, Viridiplantae, Streptophyta, Magnoliopsida, Poales, Poaceae. Gene Ontology annotation, biological process: endoplasmic reticulum to Golgi vesicle-mediated transport.
GAAAGAAAAAGAAAAAACCUGAAGGCGCCGCUCUCCUCCUCACUCGUCUCCGACGCCUUUGGAUCUCGCCGAGCCGUCGCCAUCGCGCCUCCUCGCCGCUGCGAAGGUACAGCUCCUCGUCGCCGCCCCUGUUCCCAUCCCUCUCUCUCUCUCUCUCUCUCUCUCUCUCUCUCUCUCUCUCUCUCUCUCUCUCGUCCGCACGAACGAAGGAGCUAGGGUUCUCCUUCUCCGCCACCGACACUGCAGCCGGCCCUCCGGCGAACUUCCAGCCCGCGCCGCCGCCCGGAGCAGCGCUCCCCUGCCGGCCCAGGAAUUUAGCUGUUAAUUCUCCUCAGCCUUCUCCUGUGGCCAUGGGGACAGUUGCGAUCUACAGCCUUUUCAUCAUCAAUAAGUCUGGUGGCCUCAUAUACUACAAGGACUAUGGCUCGGCAGGGAGAAUGGACACCAACGACAGUUUACGCCUCGCGAGUCUCUGGCACUCUAUGCACGCAAUCUCCCAGCAGCUGUCCCCUACCACUGGCUGUACUGGCAUUGACCUCUUACAAGCCCACAAUUUUGACCUCCAUUGCUUCCAAUCCCUCACAGGGACGAAAUUUUUCGUUGUAUGCGAAACAGGCGCUCAAAAUAUGGAAAUCCUGCUGAAAACAAUAUAUGAGCUGUACACUGAGUUUGUUUUGAAGAACCCAUUCUACGAGAUGGAAAUGCCGAUCCGGUGUGAGCUCUUUGACCUCAACCUAGCCCAGGUCAUCCAGAAGGACCGUGUCGCUCUUCUGGGCCGGUGAAGCAUGAAAGGAACAUACGGAGCACCGUCUCUUGCAAUCUCGUGUGUGUUUUUCUACCAUCUUUGUAUUUGGUCACCUAGAACAUGUUUCAUCUUGAAAGUGAUUCUGGCUCAUAACAUGAAUGCGGUACAGACUUUCAUAUCUGUAAAUCUGAUAUACAACGCUGGGUUACAGCAUUCCCAAGACAGACAAUGUGUGUAGACUUUGACAUUGCUCAGUUUGAAUUUGCAUGCCUCCAUGAUUUGAACAA